This is a messenger RNA of Sus scrofa (pig), 2239 nucleotides long. It is a transcript of the gene MUC3A, whose product is annotated as mucin 3A, cell surface associated. Lineage: Eukaryota; Metazoa; Chordata; Mammalia; Artiodactyla; Suidae. The record is from RefSeq and is a predicted model, not a curated record.
CAUUCAGUCAGUCCUCAAGGAACAUGGAGAGGGGCCAUGGGAGCAGCCUCUGGGUUGGGGUGGUGGUGACAUCAGACAGGGGUGGAUGGUGAAGUGACCAGAGCAGGGCAUGCCUUGUGCAGACACAGUGGACGCUGAUGUGCGCAUGGAGGUGUCUGUCGACCAGGAGUUCUCCCCGGACCUCAGCGACAACACUUCUAAGGCCUACAGGGAUUUCAGGAACAUCUUCCAGGAUCAGAUGCAGAAGGUUUAUCAGAACAUGCAGGGUUUCAAGGAUGUGGAGAUCCUGUCCCUGAGGAAUGGCAGCAUUGUGGUGGACUAUCUGGUCUUGCUCGAGUUACCCUUCAGCCCCCAGCUGGAGAGUGAGUAUGAGAAGGUGAAGGUGGCCUUGAAGGAGGAGCUCUGGAAGGUCAGCCAGGAUGGAAGCGGUUGCCAGAAUGACCAGGUCCUGUGUUUUAAGCCUGACUCCAUCAAGGUGGACAACAAUACCAGGACGGAGCUGUCUCCGGAAGCCGUCUGUCGCCGGGCCGCUGCCGAGGGCUACGAGGACUUCUACUUCCCCUUGCUGGAGGAGAACCGGCUCCGCUGUGUCACCAAAUGCACGACGGGCGUAGACGACGCCAUCGACUGCCAUCAGGGCCGCUGCUUUCUGGAGCGGAGCGGCCCCACUUGCCGCUGCUUCUCCACCGCUACGCACUGGUUCUCCGGCCCGCGCUGUGAGGUGGGCAUUCCCUGGAGGGUGCUGGUUGGAGGCUUGGCGGGAGCCUCGGUGCUGCUGCUGCUGUUGCUGCUGGUGGCGCUGAGCUUCAUCGUCACGCGCUCCCAGAGGAGGGGCGGCCAAGGCGGAGGCCAGUCCUGGGACAACAGGAAGUGGUUCGAGAUCUGGGAUGAGAGCACCGUGGGGACUUUUUCAAACUUGGGUUUUGAGGAUGACAGAACAGUUAAAGAUGGAAACCUCCAUGUGGCCUUGGAGAAGGUGGACACCAAUGUGAGGGUGCACAUCCACAGACCUGAGAUGGCCUCUUCUUCACUGUGAGCCCCCGACAGUGGGAGGAACCGUCUGAGCUGCCUUUGAAGAGAUGGCCAUGGACUUGUGUGGCUCAGUCUCCUGGUUUCCUUGGGCAAAAAUCCAACUUCCCUCUGACCUCCAGUCUUCUCCCAGCUUGAGUGAAACCCACCUGGAGCCUAGUUCAAAUCCAGGCUCUUUCACUGUGGAAACCUUGGGCAAGUCAGUAACGCCCCCACACCUCAGUUUUGUCACCUGUAAAAUGAGUGUGGCAACCUUGUCCUGACAUCUCGUGUAGCUAUUAUGAAAACCAGAUGUGCUGGGUCAGACCUCUGUCCCAGUGCAACUUCCUGUGUCAGCCCUCGUGCUGAUACACGGCUUCUCUCCCAGUGCCCACGGCCUUCCCCGGGGCUUAGGCCUCAAGCUCUUAUAUUCCUGUUACAUCCUUAGUGCCUCUUUGUCACCCUGAAGCUGUAACCAGCCUGUAGCCCGUCCCAUUCUCCUACCCUUUCCUUAUGUAACCCCCUGCUGCACCCCUUCCCCCACCCCUUAAACUCCUCUGAACCUACCCACCACAUGCGGAAGUUCCCCAGCUGGGGAUCGAACCCGCACCAAAGCUAACACUAGAUCCCCAACCCACUGAGUCACAAUCGAACUCCCUGAACCCACUUCUUUAGUCACUCCUUCUCCACCCCCAGCACCCAGCCCUGUCUCCCCGUUUCAGUACUCUCCCUUCCCCCAUCCUUGUACCCGUAGCCCUAACUCCCCCCAUCUCAGUGCCCCAGUCCUAAAUCCUCCCUUCUCUCCUGCCCCCCAUCCCUAGCUAGGUACAGGUGGCUCCGCAUCUUAGGACUCUCAGCUGGUGCUCCCUAGGCCAGGUCCCCCAUUCCAAGGCUCCAUCCCUUCCUGUGACCCCCCAAGGGCCCUGGAUCCCAGUGGGUGGGAGGUGGGAGGUAGAUUUCCCCCGUCCCUGAGAAUGAGGGGAAGUGGGACCCCGAGGUGGGAAAGCUCCCUCACCCCUCCUACUCAUCCCUCAAGGCUCCCUCCCUCCCUUCCUGCUCCUCCCCCUUCCCCCCCUACCUCUCCUCCCCCUUCCUCUCCCUGGUCUGGCCACCAUCCCUGCAAUAAUCCCUGAAGCCAGAAGCCCCCAGGGGGGCCUCAUUUGGGCACAGGAAGUCUGUGAGUCCCCAGUUCUCCCAAGUGAACAUAAUAGAGCAUUUAUUGUAAAAGCAA